Molecule: messenger RNA, 1128 nt
Organism: Manis pentadactyla (Chinese pangolin)
Lineage: Eukaryota; Metazoa; Chordata; Mammalia; Pholidota; Manidae
Gene: ETFRF1
Product: electron transfer flavoprotein regulatory factor 1
Exons: 3
Coding region: 164-436 (90 amino acids)
Biological process (GO): respiratory electron transport chain
Cellular component (GO): mitochondrion
Source: RefSeq, a predicted model, not a curated record
CGGCGCCCCGCCCCCCUUCCUGAGCGGUUGCCCUACCCAACCCCUUGCCCCACCGCUUCGCUUUGCGGUUGACGGACGGAGGGGUCGACACGGUCGGAGGCCUUUACGGCUGUGGUGAGCCGGGAAGUAUGUUAUGUAUAAAAGUGGAUACUUUCCAUGAUAAAUGAAAAUGGCCAAUUCUUUAAGAGGAGAAGUAUUGAAUCUUUAUAAAAAUCUGCUGUAUCUUGGACGGGACUAUCCAAAAGGAGCAGACUACUUUAAAAGGCGUCUGAAGAAUGCUUUCCUUAAAAACAAAGAUGUGAAGGACCCAGAGAAGAUCAAAGAACUUAUUAGACGGGGUGAAUUUGUAAUGAAAGAGCUAGAAGCCUUAUACUUCCUUAGGAAAUACAGAGCUAUGAAACAGCGCUAUUAUUCAGAUAUCAACAAAACUAACUGAUCACUAUUACUCUAUUUUGACUGAAAAUCAGUGCCAGCUGUUCACAUAUGCCAGAUAAUUAUAAAAAUAAUUCUAACUUGAAUGGCAAGAUAUACAUGUCAUAUAAAAAAAUACCUGAGCAGCUUUACUGAAUUAAACAUACUGAAAAUUUUAUCAGCAACCCUUUAUGCUCAAUUUUUAUACUAAAAAAGCAAUUUAGCUGUGUAAUACUGCCAACUACUAAUUAAAUUAACAAGCAGCCAAUGUUGGCUGAAAAUAUGUACUUAAUUUAAAAAAUUUAAUAGGUUAAAAAGGGUUUUGUUAAUCUUAGCCUACUUUUUCAUUUUACUGAUAGGAAAUUCCAUUUAAUACAUUUUAAGUAUGCAAAAUAAUUUCUUGCACAUUUACUCCCCUUAACUUCUGAAAGAGUACCUUAUUUUUAAUUCAUUUUGGAAUAUUAACAGCACAUACUCAAGGUUCACUACAAAACAAAUCGCACCUGGUAAAGAUUUAAGUGCAGUUAUAGAAAUAAUAUGUAUGGAGUAAGAAAACAGCCUGCCAGUGAUAGGCACCGCAUACAUACCUUUUAAAUUAUUUCCAUUAUUAAUUUUUCUGCUUGUUCCCUCUGGGCCUUAAAACAAAUCACCUGUUGUGUAUCAAUUGCCUUCACUGAUAAAAAGUAAUAAAUAAUGUUACUUUUCUUUUGUCAUAAA